AUGUCUACAAACGUUGGAUAUGGUGUUCGAGCACCAGCAGCUAUUUAUUCAUGUUUAAUCAAAAACAAUAGUGAUGCUGAAGUUGAUGUUCAAAUUCAAUUUGCUGGUAUUGAAGAUCAUCAUGCUGAAGUAGCUGAUAUUGAAGUAGCUCAAGGUGAAGAACAACGUAUAGAUGAAAAAGAAUUUGAACAUGGUGAAUCCGAUGGAAAAUGUCAUAAAACAGUUGAAUUAAUUCGCGUUCGAAAAUAUGAUGGAUCAAUAAUUGAAUUGAAAGCACCAUUUGAUGGUGUGACAUCACCAAAAAAAGAUUGGAUAUUCGAAAUUCAUAAUGAUUCAAUUAAAUCUGUUGAUCCAAAGAAGAAAUGA
This is a messenger RNA of Rotaria sp. Silwood2, 366 nucleotides long. NCBI's taxonomy places the organism in Eukaryota, Metazoa, Rotifera, Eurotatoria, Philodinida, Philodinidae. The record is from the annotation of a GenBank genome assembly.